This is a messenger RNA of Hipposideros armiger (great roundleaf bat), 13372 nucleotides long. It is a transcript of the gene CSMD1, whose product is annotated as CUB and Sushi multiple domains 1. Bases 538 to 10332 code for a protein of 3264 amino acids. The transcript has 63 exons. Lineage: Eukaryota; Metazoa; Chordata; Mammalia; Chiroptera; Hipposideridae. The record is from RefSeq and is a predicted model, not a curated record.
CUCUCCGUGGGUAGGGAUGGUUGAGUCCAGCCGCGGCGGCAGAGGCUCCUCGGGAGCCCGCAGCCCGUCUCCCGAGCUCCCCGCCUUGCCGCUCUAGACCGGCUCUCCUCCCCCCGCGCCCUCCCCGCCGCCCGCGCUCCCACUCGCUGGCGCUCUCUCCAGCUGCCUCCACUCCGGGCUCCGGGCUCUCCGGGCUGCGCGCUCCUCCGCCCGCCUCGCCCCUCCCGCAGCCCCGCGGCUCGGAGCCUCCCUGCCCGGCUCGGCCGGCGGCCCGGCAGCCCGGCGGCCCCGCGUCGGCGCUCGCAGCAGCGCAGCCCUGCAGUGGCUCGGGACCCGGACCGAUGCUAUGAGAGGCGAGCGAGCCGGGCGCGCAGACCCGCAGCAGGCGUCGGACGCGCGGCCGCUCUGGGGACCGGGCUUUCUCUCCAGCUCGCCUCGCCCUCUGCUGAUUACUCGGCUCUGUCCGUAGCCCGGCGGCGCCUCGGAGGAGACGGGAGAGCCAUCGCGGUCGUGUGCGCGUGUGGAAUAUCUGCAGACAUGACUGCGCGGAGCGAGCCCGAGCCGCGGCUCCGGCCCCUGGCGCUGCUGGCGGUCUGCGCGGGGCUCCUCGCCGCAGCGAAGGGUCAGAACUGUGGCGGCUUAGUCCAGGGUCCCAACGGCACCAUCGAGAGCCCAGGGUUCCCUCAUGGUUAUCCAAACUAUGCCAACUGCACCUGGAUCGUGGUCACCGGUGAACGCAAUCGGAUACAGCUGUCUUUUCACACCUUUGCUCUGGAAGAAGAUUUUGACAUUUUAUCAGUUUACGACGGACAGCUCCAACAAGGGAACCUGAAAGUGAGACUCUCGGGCUUUGAGCUGCCGUCAUCCAUCGUCAGCACAGGCUCUGUCCUCACCCUGUGGUUCACCACCGACUUCGCCGUGAGCGCACAAGGUUUCAAAGCCCUGUAUGAAGUCUUACCUAGCCACACAUGUGGAAACCCUGGGGAAAUAUUGAAAGGAGUCCUCCAUGGGACAAGAUUCAACAUAGGAGACAAAGUCCGGUACAGCUGCCUCUCUGGCUACAUAUUGGAAGGGCACGCGGUCCUGACCUGCAUUGUCAGCCCCGGGAAUGGCGCGUCCUGGGACUUCCCGGCCCCGCUCUGCCGAGCCGAGGGCGCCUGCGGAGGGACCUUGCGCGGGACGAGCAGCGCCAUCGCCAGCCCGCACUUCCCUUCCGAGUACGAGAACAACGCGGACUGCACGUGGACCAUCCUCGCCGAGCCCGGGGACACCAUCGCUCUGGUCUUCACCGACUUCCAGCUGGAGGAAGGCUACGACUUCCUGGAGAUCAGCGGCACGGAGGCGCCGUCCAUAUGGCUGACGGGAAUGAAUCUUCCUUCUCCUGUUAUCAGUAGCAAGAAUUGGUUAAGACUCCAUUUCACGUCUGACAGUAACCAUCGACGCAAAGGAUUUAAUGCUCAGUUUCAAGUGAAAAAGGCGAUUGAGCUGAAGUCCAGAGGCGUGAAGAUGCUGCCAAGCAAGGACAGCAGCCACAAGAACUCUGUCUUGAGUCAAGGGGGUGUUGCUUUGGUCUCUGACAUGUGUCCAGAUCCUGGGGUCCCAGAAAAUGGUAGAAGAGCAGGAACCGACUUCAGGGUUGGUGCAAAUGUCCAGUUCUCCUGUGAGGACAGUUACGUGCUCCAGGGUUCCAAAAGCAUCACCUGUCAGAGGGUCACCGAGACACUGGCCGCGUGGAGUGACCAUCGGCCGAUUUGCCGAGCUAGAACGUGUGGAUCAAACCUGCGUGGGCCCAGUGGCAUCAUCACCUCCCCCAACUACCCAGUUCAGUAUGAGGACAACGCACACUGCGUGUGGGUCAUCACCAGCUCGGACCCAGACAAGGUCAUCAAGCUCGCCUUUGAGGAGUUUGAGCUGGAGCGAGGCUAUGACACCCUGACGGUGGGCGAUGCUGGGAGAGUGGGUGACACCAGGACAGUCUUGUAUGUACUCACUGGGUCCAGCGUCCCUGACCUCAUCGUGAGUAUGAGCAACCAGAUGUGGCUGCACCUACAGUCUGACGACAGCAUUGCCUCACCUGGAUUUAAAGCUGUUUACCAAGAAAUUGAAAAGGGAGGCUGUGGGGACCCUGGAGUCCCCGCCUAUGGGAAGCGGACCGGCAGCAGUUUUCUCCAUGGAGACACCCUCACCUUUGAGUGCCAGGCAGCCUUCGAGCUGGUGGGAGAGAGAGUCAUCACGUGCCAGCAGAACAACCAGUGGUCGGGCAACAAGCCCAGCUGUGUGUUUUCGUGCUUUUUCAACUUCACUACGUCAUCAGGGAUCAUUCUGUCCCCAAAUUACCCCGAGGAGUAUGGUAACAACAUGAACUGUGUGUGGCUGAUCAUCUCCGAGCCGGGAACCAGGAUUCACCUCAUCUUUAACGACUUUGACGUGGAGCCUCAGUUUGACUUCCUUGCUGUCAAGGAUGAUGGUGUUUCUGAUGUCACCGUCCUGGGGACCUUUUCCGGGAAUGAUGUGCCUGCCCAGCUGGCCAGCAGCGGGCACGUGGUCCGCUUGGAAUUUCAGUCGGAUCACUCCACGACUGGCAGAGGGUUCAACAUCACUUACACCACAUUUGGUCAAAAUGAGUGCCACGAUCCUGGCAUCCCCAUAAAUGGACGGCGUUUCGGUGACAGGUUUCUACUUGGGAGCUCCGUUUCUUUCCACUGUGACGAUGGCUUUGUCAAAACCCAGGGCUCGGAGUCCAUCACCUGCAUCCUGCAGGAUGGGAAUGUCGUCUGGAGCUCGGCUGUGCCCCGCUGUGAAGCUCCAUGUGGUGGACAUCUGACAGCUUCCAGUGGAGUCAUUUUGCCUCCCGGAUGGCCAGGCUAUUAUAAAGAUUCUUUAAACUGUGAAUGGAUCAUUGAAGCAAAACCAGGACACUCUAUCAAAAUAACUUUUGAUAGACUCGCGAGCUUGAACUCACAUAACCGAGAAACUGUAGGGCGUUUCGAGAACGUUUUGAACAGGGAAAGACAGGUGCACUGUCCAGCCCCCAGCGCCCAGCCCGUGGCCUCAGCCUGGCCAAUCCGCGCCGCACACACGUUUAUUGGCUCUUCCUGUCCUGAGGGGCGCGUGCGGCCGAAAAGGCGCAGCGCUGGUGGUUCCCAGCGUCGCCACGUGCCCGGGGUCGCUCGCUCCCGCUCGGAGCCGCGUCAGGCCGCGGUGCCCGUUCUAAAAGUUCGGAAACGCAUCACAGUGGCCAAGCUGGAGACCCACGAGUGCCGAUGGUGUGAGCUCCAGUCUGAAGACUGGCCGGCUCGGGACUCAGAAAUAGCCGCCCUCUGUGGAGGCUACAUCCAUGGGAAGAGUGGAACAGUCCUUUCUCCGGGGUUUCCAGAUUUCUACCCGAACUCUCUAAACUGUACAUGGACCAUUGAGGUGUCUCAUGGGAAGGGAGUUCAGAUGAUCUUCCACACCUUCCACCUGGAGAGCUCCCACGACUACCUGCUGGUCACGGAGGACGGGAGCUUCUCGGAGCCCGUGGCCAGGCUCACGGGCUCGGUGCUGCCGCACUCCAUUAAGGCGGGUUUGUUCGGGAACUUCACAGCCCAGCUCCGCUUCAUAUCAGACUUCUCCAUCUCCUACGAGGGUUUCAACAUCACCUUUUCAGAAUACGACCUCGAGCCCUGCGAUGACCCCGGCGUCCCUGCCUUCAGCCGCAGAAUCGGUUUCCACUUCGGAGUCGGGGACUCGCUGACCUUCUCCUGCUUCCCAGGGUAUCGCUUAGAAGGUGCCACCAAGCUUACGUGCCUGGGUGGGGGCCGCCGUGUGUGGAGUGCACCUCUGCCAAGGUGUGUGGCUGAAUGUGGAGCAAGUGUCACAGGAAGUGAAGGAACGUUACUGUCGCCAAAUUUCCCAUCCAAUUACGAUAAUAACCACGAGUGUAUCUAUAAAAUAGAAACGGAAGCAGGCAAGGGCAUCCGCCUCAGAGCACGCAGCUUCCGGCUGUUUGAAGGAGACACGUUAAAGGUAUAUGAUGGAAAAGACACUUCGUCACGGCCCCUGGGGACCUUCACAAAAAGCGAGCUCCUGAGCCUGACCCUAAACAGCACCUCUAAUCACCUGUGGCUGGAAUUCAACAGCAACGCGUCUGACACCGACCAAGGCUUCCAGCUCACCUACACCAGUUUCGACCUCGUAAAAUGCGAGGACCCGGGAAUCCCCAGCUAUGGCUACAGGGUCCGCGAUGGGGGCCACUUCACCGACACGACCGUCCUGUACAGCUGCAACCCAGGCUACAGCAUGCACGGCAGCAGCACCCUGACCUGCCUCAGUGGGGACCGCAGAGUCUGGGACAAGCCCGUGCCAUCCUGCGUGGCGGAGUGCGGGGGUCAGAUCCACGCGGCCACCUCAGGGCGCCUCUUGUCCCCUGGCUACCCAGCUCCCUAUGACAACAACCUGCACUGCACCUGGGUCAUCGAGGCCGACCCAGGAAAGACCAUCAGCCUCCACUUCAUCGUGUUCGACACGGAGCUGGCUCACGACAUCCUGAAGGUGUGGGACGGCCCCGUGGACAGCGACGUGCUGCUGAAGGAGUGGAGCGGCUCCGCGCUGCCCGGCGACAUCCACAGCACCUUCAGCUCGCUCACGCUGCAGUUCGACAGCGACUUCUUCAUCAGCAAGUCGGGCUUUUCCAUCCAGUUCUCAACCUCAGUGGCAUCCACCUGCAAUGACCCAGGCAUGCCUCAGAAUGGCACGCGCUACGGGGACAGUCGAGAGCCUGGAGAUACUGUCACCUUCCAGUGUGACCCUGGAUAUCAGCUCCAAGGACAAGCCAAAAUCACGUGUGUGCAGCUCAACAACCGAUUCUUCUGGCAACCAGACCCUCCUACGUGCAUAGCUGCCUGUGGUGGGAAUCUGACAGGCCCAGCCGGGGUUAUUUUAUCGCCUAACUACCCGCAGCCAUAUCCUCCCGGGAAGGAAUGCGACUGGAGAAUAAAAGUGAACCCCGACUUCGUCAUCGCCUUGAUGUUCAAAAGCUUCAACAUGGAGCCCAGCUACGACUUCCUGCACAUCUACGAGGGCGACGGCUCCAACAGCCCUCUGAUCGGCAGUUUCCAGGGCUCCCAGGCCCCAGAGAGAAUUGAGAGCAGUGGAAACAGCCUUUUCCUGGCGUUUCGGAGCGAUGCCUCCGUGGGCUUGUCCGGCUUUGCCAUCGAGUUUAAAGAGAAACCGCGAGAAGCAUGUUUUGACCCUGGAAAUAUUAUGAAUGGGACAAGAAUUGGGACAGAUUUCAAGCUUGGCUCCACCGUUACGUACCAGUGUGACUCCGGUUACAAGAUUGUUGAGCCCUCAUCCAUCACGUGUGUGAUCGGAGCGGACGGAAAACCCGCCUGGAACCGUGUCCUGCCCUUGUGCCACGCUCCCUGCGGAGGCCAGUACACUGGGUCGGAAGGGGUGGUCUUGUCACCAAACUACCCUCAUAACUACACAGCUGGUCAAGUUUGCCUGUACUCCAUCACGGUACCAAAGGAAUUUGUGGUGUUUGGACAGUUCGCCUAUUUCCAGACGGCCCUGAACGAUUUAGCAGAAUUGUUCGAUGGGACACACCCACAGGCCAGACUUCUCAGCUCGCUUUCUGGGUCUCACUCAGCUGUUCCUCGGACCAGCGACACCCAGUGCAGCUCUGUCCCCGAGCCCAGAUAUGGAAGGAGGAUCGGUUCUGAGUUCUCGGCAGGUUCGAUUGUGCGAUUUGAGUGUAACCCGGGAUACCUCCUGCAAGGUUCCACGGCUGUCCGCUGUCAGUCGGUGCCCAACGCCCUAGCGCAGUGGAAUGACACGAUCCCGAGCUGCGUGGUCCCCUGCAGUGGCAAUUUCACUCAGCGGAGAGGUACGAUUUUGUCCCCUGGGUACCCGGAACCAUAUGGCAACAACUUAAACUGUAUCUGGAAAAUCAUCGUGACGGAGGGAUCAGGAAUUCAGAUUCAGGUCAUCAGCUUUGCCACCGAGCAGAACUGGGACUCCCUGGAGAUUUACGACGGGGGAGACGGGACGGCGCCCCGACUGGGGAGUUUCUCAGGGACCACAGUUCCCGCGCUGCUGAACAGCACGUCCAACCAGCUCUACCUGCACUUCCAGUCAGACAUCAGUGUGGCCGCGGCCGGUUUCCACCUGGAGUACAAAAGUAAGGUCAACUGUUUCUGCGUCGGACUCUCACUGUUAGCCACCUGCGGGGGCACGCUGACCGGCAUGGCGGGCGUGGUCCUGAGCCCAGGUUUCCCGGGCGCGUACCCCAACAACCUGGACUGCACCUGGACCAUCACCUUGCCCACUGGGUAUGGCGCACAUAUUCAAUUUCUGAAUUUCUCUACUGAAGCUAAUCAUGACUACCUGGAAAUCCAAAACGGACCGUACCACACCAGCCCUAUGAUCGGGCAGUUUAGUGGCAGUGACGUCCCCUCCGCACUGCUGAGCACAACCCAUGAAACACUCAUCCACUUUUACAGCGACCAUUCGCAAAACCGGCAAGGAUUUAAGCUUGCUUACCAAGCCUAUGAACUACAGAACUGCCCAGACCCACCUCCUUUUCAGAAUGGGUACAUGAUCAACUCAGAUUACAGCGUGGGACAAUCCAUAUCUUUUGAGUGUUAUCCUGGGUACGUUUUAAUUGGCCAGCCAGUCCUCACCUGUCAGCAUGGAACCAACAGAAACUGGAACCACCCUUUUCCAAGAUGUGAUGCUCCUUGUGGAUACAAUGUAACAUCUCCAAAUGGCACCAUUUAUUCCCCUGGAUUUCCAGAUGAGUACCCAAUAUUGAAGGACUGUGUGUGGCUUAUCACGGUGCCCCCUGGCCACGGGGUCUACAUCAACUUCACCUUGCUGCAGACUGAAGCCGUCAACGACUACAUUGCCGUCUGGGACGGGCCGGAUCAGAAUUCGCCGCAGCUAGGAGUGUUCAGUGGGAACACGGCCCUCGAGUCAGCUUACAGUUCCACCAAUCAGGUCCUGCUGAAGUUUCACAGCGACUUCUCCAACGGAGGCUUCUUCGUCCUCAAUUUCCAUGCAUUUCAGCUCAAGAAAUGUCCACCGCCUCCCACAGUUCCACAGGCAGAAAUGCUCACGGAGGAUGACGAUUUUGAAAUAGGAGACUUCGUGAGAUACCAGUGCCAGCCUGGGUACACGCUGACCGGGGCCGACACACUCACCUGCAGGCUCAGCUCCCAGCUGCAGUUCGAAGGCGCAGUCCCAGUGUGCGAAGCGCAAUGCCCAGCGAACGAAGUCCGGACAGAGUCUUCCGGCGUGAUCCUCAGUCCAGGUUACCCGGGCAACUACUUGAACUCCCAGAGUCCCUCUGGUCAGAGCCCUCUGCUGGUGGUUUUAAGUGGGAACCACACGGAACAAUCCAACUUCACAAGCAGGGGUCCUCAGUUAUAUCUGCGCUGGUCCACUGAUCACGCGACCAGCAAGAAAGGGUUCAGGAUCCGUUACGCAGCUGUGUCCUGUGGAGUCCCAGAGUCCCCAGGAAAUGGUUCAUUUACGGGUAAUGAGUUCACUUUGGAUAGUAAAGUGAUGUAUGAGUGUAAUGAGGGCUUCAAGCUUGAAGCUAGUCAACAAGCCACAGCAGUGUGUCAGGAAGAUGGAUCAUGGAGCCACAGAGGCAAGCCUCCUACCUGUAAGCCGGUAGCGUGCCCGGGCAUCGAAGCCCAGCUCUCAGAGCACGUCACCUGGAGGCUGGUUUCAGGAUCACUGAACGAGUACGGAGCCCAGGUGGUGCUGAGCUGCAGUCCUGGCUACUACCUGGAGGGCAGCAGGCUCGUGCAGUGCCAGGCGAAUGGGACGUGGAGCACGGGAGAGGGGAGGCCCAGGUGCAGAGUUAUCUCGUGUGGAAGCCUGGCCUUUCCCCCCAAUGGCAACAAGAUCGGGACGUUGACGGCAUAUGGCGCCACAGCCAUAUUCACCUGUAACACGGGCUACACGCUCGUGGGCUCGCACGUCCGAGAGUGCCUGGCAAACGGGCUCUGGAGCGGAGCCGAGACGCGGUGUCUGGCUGGCCACUGCGGUUCUCCAGACCCGAUCGUGAACGGUCACAUCAGCGGAGACGGCUUCAGCUACAGGGACACUGUGGUUUAUCAGUGCAGUCCUGGCUUCCGGCUCGUGGGCACCUCCGUUCGGAUAUGUUUGCAAGACCACAAGUGGUCUGGACAGACUCCAGUGUGUGUUGCCAUCACGUGUGGGCACCCUGGGAACCCGGCCCACGGGCUCACCAGCGGCAGCGAGUUCAACCUGAACGACGUGGUCAACUUCACCUGCAGUGCCGGCUACGAGCUGCAGGGGGCGCCCCGCGCGCAGUGCCGGAGCAGCGGCCAGUGGAGCAGCGCUCUGCCCGCCUGCAGAGUGGUCAACUGCUCGGAUCCGGGCUUCGUGGCCAACGCCAUCCGCCACGGGCAGCAGAGCUUCCCCGAGAGCUUUGUCUAUGGGAAGAGCGUCAUGUAUCACUGCAAGAAGGGCUUCUACCUGCUGGGUUCCUCCGCGCUCACCUGCAUGGCCAACGGCCUGUGGGAUCGCUCUUUACCUAAGUGUCUGGCGAUAUCGUGUGGGCACCCGGGGGUCCCUGCCAACGCCAUCCUCACCGGGGAGCUGUUCACAUACGGGGCCACGGUCCACUACUCCUGCAGAGGGACCCGGACUCUCAUGGGCAACAGCACGAGGGCUUGCCAAGAGGACAGCCACUGGAGUGGCGCCCCGCCGCACUGCUCGGGAAAUAAUCCUGGAUUUUGUGGUGACCCGGGGACCCCAGCCCAUGGCUCUCGGCUUGGACAUGAAUUCAAAGCCAAGAGCCUCCUGCGCUUCUCCUGUGAAAUGGGGUACCAGCUCAGGGGCUCCCCGGAGCGGACCUGCCUGCUCAAUGGGUCCUGGUCGGGGCUGCAGCCUGUGUGUGAAGCUGUGUCCUGUGGAAACCCGGGCACACCCACCAACGGCAUGAUUGUCAGUAGCGAAGGCAUUCUCUUCUCCAGCUCGGUCAUCUACGCCUGCUGGGAGGGCUACAAGACAUCAGGGCUGAUGACUCGGCACUGCACAGCCAACGGCACGUGGACGGGCACGGCCCCCGACUGCACAGUUAUAAGCUGUGGAGAUCCAGGCACACUGGCCAACGGUAUCCAGUUUGGGACAGACUUCACCUUCAAUAAGACUGUGAGCUAUCAGUGUGACCCCGGCUACCUCAUGGACCCCAUCACGUCCCCCACGAUCCGCUGUACCAAGGACAGCACAUGGAACCACAGCAAGCCCGUCUGCAAAGCUGUCCUGUGCAGCCAGCCUCCUCACGUGCACAACGGCAGAGUGGAGGGAACAGACUUCCGCUGGGGCGCCAGCAUCAGCUACAGCUGUGUGGACGGCUACCAGCUCUCUCACCCCGCCAUCCUGUCCUGCGAAGGGCCUGGGCUGUGGACGGGGGACGUGCCCCAGUGCCUGCCUCACGCCUGCAGACAGCCGGAAACGCCAGCCCACGCAGACGUGAGAGCCAUCGACCUCCCUGCCUUUGGUUACACCUUGGUGUACACCUGCCACCCGGGAUUCUUCCUGGCGGGUGGAUCUGAGCACAGGACAUGUAAAGCAGAUAUGAAAUGGACAGGAAAAUCGCCCGUCUGUAAAAGUAAAGGAGUGAGAGAAGUUAAUGAAACAGUUACUAAAACUCCAGUUCCUUCGGAUGUGUUUUUCGUCAAUUCGGUGUGGAAAGGAUAUUAUGAAUAUUUAGGGAAAAGACAGCCGGCGACUCUGACUGUGGAUUGGUUCAAUGCGACAAGUAGCAAGGUGAACGCCACCUUCACCGAGGCCUCGCGAGUGGAGCUGAAGUUAACAGGAGUUUACAAGAAGGAAGAGGCCCACUUGCUUUUGAAAUCUUUUCAAAUUAAAGGUUCGGUAGACAUUUUUGUAAGCAAGUUUGAAAAUGACAACUGGGGACUGGAUGGUUACGUCUCAUCAGGACUUGAAAGGGGAGGAUUUACUUUCCAAGGUGAUAUACAUGGGAAAGACUUUGGAAAAUUCAAGCUCGAAAGGCAAGAUCCCCUAAGCUCUGACCAGGACUCGUCACAGCAUUAUCACGGCACCAGCAGCGGGUCCGUCGCAGCUGCCAUCCUGGUUCCCUUCUUCGCUCUAAUUUUAUCAGGGUUUGCAUUUUACCUCUACAAACACAGAACAAGACCAAAAGUUCAGUACAACGGCUAUGCCGGACAUGAAAACAGCAACGGACAAGCUUCAUUUGAGAACCCCAUGUAUGACACAAACUUAAAACCCACAGAAGCCAAGGCUGUGCGGUUUGACACGACUCUGAACACAGUGUGCACAGUGGUAUAGCCCUUAGUGCCGCAGGACAGACGAUAGCCAUACCUCGGACGGACAAGCAGCCAUUCCUCUGGUGCCAUAACCCACCCUCCUCCUCUCGGCUUUGCUGCAGCGAACGUCACGGCUUCUCCCAGCGCGUGCGGCAGGGGCGCCCGGGCCUGCGGGCCGAGUCUUCCGAGUCAUCCUGGGAGUGGAUUCCGAGUGCCGGCCGCCCCCGCCGGGGUCAAGGCCCACGACCGGAGGUCAAGGCGUCCGGAGGAGCCGCGUCGCCAGGGCUCCAACCUCCGCACUCUGCCUGGCUGGGCUCCUUCCAGCGCAAGGUCCUGGGCACGUGGAUACUGCCCUCGGGGGCAGUGACAAAAUGGUAGCACCACAAUACGUUGUCAUUUUUUCUUUUUUGUAACCCCCAUGAAUGCAAGCACUCUGGAAAAAAAAAAAAAAAAAAAAAGCUCUCUUGGAAGUUCCCUUUGGGGUGGACGCACACCCGGCCCAUGUGCCACCGCCCUCCUGACACCUGACAAACUUUGAGGACCUGCAGCCGCCUGGCGUCCAUCCCUGGGGCCAUGUGCAAAUGUCCCAGUCAGCUGUUCUAUUGCAGAAUUUCUGAUGCACAAUUUUUUGCACUAGUGUGUUAUGAAUGACUGAGUAAGAAUCUGAUAAAAAUAAACUACACAGGGUUUAUACACACUACCCAUUGUAUUAUAAGCAUCUCUCAUAGUCUCAAGCAAAACAUUUCACCAUCCGUUUAGUUGAUCAGUUAGGAAAAGACAAGAGUCCCCAGAUGUGGCACAGGUUUGUCAAGGGAAUUCGGUAUUGAAGAGAUUCACUCUAUUUUCGCUUCUUUUAGCUCCAUACAUGUGUUGAACUCACUGAAGAUGUCCAACAAGAACAAAACGAGGCCUUUUCUUUCCCACACGUUUUCUCCCUGUGGUCCCGGCGUCACCCCAUCAUUGUCAGUAUUAUACAGCUUCAUAGUGGGAGGUCUGCAGCAAUUUCUAUCUGCCAUGUAAAAAUGUGAAUAGUAAUUUAUUUUAGAUAGCUCAUGAGCUUGUGGGUGUUCGCUCACAAAGCAGCCUUCCCUUUAGCGUUGUGUUUGUCCUUCUGUGCUGGGCCGUCCCUCUCUGCUGUCACGGUGAAAGACUACACACCCCAGAGGCAGCUUGAACUGGGUGGAAAUUGUUCAGGAUCAGAAGGAUCAAAAUAGCAAGUGUUUCUUUGGCGGCGAGGAGAAAUUACACACACACGUCUUUCCUUACGCCAUGGUUGAUUGAUUAGCUUGUCUUUCGUUUCAUGCUUUAUAAUUCCAGAUGGAAAGAAAAUUCCAGUGAUUUUUCAAGUUUAGAAUUCAUUCUUGGUAAAUUAUAAAUUACCGUCUGAAGCAGGCGUGAUCCCCAACGUGGAUAAAAUCAAAACCUGACGUAGAACUUACAGCAGUGAGAACAUCUGUUGUCACAAACUCAAAGGGAACAUCCUGUUUAGUUUUAUUUAUAACCGUUUGGUGAAAAGAUUCUGGAAACAUAUCCUCUCAGUUGGGUUUUAAGAACCGGCCCUACCUAUGAAGCGUGUCCCGUGGUGGCAGUCCUGCUGGCCCCACAGACGUGUCAGGUCCCUCGUUGUAGUGAAUGGGUGCCCACCUGGCUUCAGACUGCUAGAGCUGUUGGCUGCACAUUUCAAUGCAGGAUCUCAAAAGUGAGAAAUGAAAAAAAAAACAACAAAAAACUGUCAGGAUGUCAGCUCAUCCUUUCAGAGUUGUGCAUUGUGCUUUGAACAUUUUAGUCCAUCUUCCUACUGGGCACCCACUGUUUGGGCCUCGUGCGCGUGAAGGGCGCGUGCUGCCGGGAGGGCAUCACUGACCUAGUUCCUUCUUUGCCUUUUGAAUCCCACAGUAUUAUGCUGGAGUCUCUGCGCGCUUUUCUCUGGCCAGCCUGACACCAGGCCCAGAGGCUGGCUUUGCAGCCUGGAGCCCUCCCGUGACCUCCUGUCUUUAGACGGGAUGAGGUCAGUGCCAGCCAGGCACUGGCCGCCCGCGGAACCGGCCAGGGAGGGAGGCUCCGUGCAGGGAGAACAGGGUAAUUCUAUCUCUACUGAGUGUAUAUAUAUACAUACAUAUAAAUAUACUGUACAUAUCUGAGUUUGAGUCACUCAAACGAGAUGCAAAGCGCUGACUUCCGAGUCUCAGUCGAUGUCUUUCGCCCGCGUUGCUGACCUGCCCUCUGGUCAAUGACCUCCCUGCGCCCUGAAAUGACAGGACAUCCGUCAGGAAACCACAUAUCAGAUUAGCUAUUCUUUUCCUUUGUGUGCAAAGUCAAACGUCCUUUGGUUGUCACAUUGGAGCAUGUUAUUUAAACAAGGACACUCCGUGGAAUGGUCCCGCAGGGGCUCUGCCCGGGUCCCCUGAGGGUGUGGGCGGGCUGAGCGGGUCUGCUGGGGGCAGGGCAGCCUGAGGACUCUUCCCGACAGAGGGGACGCGCGAGGGCCCGCCGCGCGAAUGCAGGGCACGUGCUUCAAAGCUGUUUAAACUGCUGCUUGUCUCACACAUCUUGCCUUUCUUCAGGCUAGCUGCAAUAAUUUUUUUCUUCUGUAAAAUAUUUUGUAAACAACGACAAAAAAAAGCUAUUAUAAAAAAGGGGAAAAAGAAGGCUGGCAUUCUGAUCAGGAAAUCCAUCGUCACCCCCACCCGUCUCACCAUCCACCACAUGCUGCUGACACGAGUAGGUGCAAAAGACCUUUUUGUACAGAGAUAUAUUUUUUAUGAAGAAUUUGUAAAAUUAUUAAAUAUGCUGUAAUUUUUUGAUUAAUGUAGGUAAAUUGUUAAAAAAAAUAAAUGUUUUUACAAUACAAAACUGUAAUUUUCCCAAUAAUGUACAUUGUACCACCUCUAGCUGAUUUUCAGUUCCGAUCCUAUUACACAUGUAUUAAUAUUAAAGUGGCCUGUUAAAAUGAACAGUAUCUUUUUUGUCAAAGAAAAAAAAUUAUACAGAGUGUAAUAUAGCCUGUGCAAUGCCACCUAUCUUUAAAGCAAAUCAGAGCUCUAAUUAAAUAUUUAAUUUUA